CCGGGCCCCUGGGGCUGUCGAGCUGAGGCGCGCCUUGGAGCCCUGCUUGUUAGGGCUUGCAGCCAUGCUGAAGUGCGAGAUGAGCGGCAGUCAGGUGAAAGUAUUUGGGAAAGCAAUCCAAGCUCUAUCACGAAUCAGUGACGAGCUGUGGCUAGAUCCAUCUGAAAAAGGUCUUGCUUUAAGAUCUGUGAAUUCUUGUCGGUCAGCAUAUGGAUGUGUCCUCUUCUCUCCUGUGUUUUUUCAACAUUAUCAAUGGUCAACCUCAGUGAAAGUAGAUGAUAAUGAUUCUACAAUGUUGAAUUUAAAUUGCAAAUUGGGAAUGAAGUCAAUUCUGCCCAUCUUUAGAUGUCCAAAUUCUCUUGAAAGAACUGUAGAGAAGUGUAAAAUAUUCACCAGAUCCGAUGAGUGCAAAGUCGUCAUUCAGUUCUUCUGCAGACAUGGUAUUAGAAGAACUCACAAUGUGUGUUUUCAGGAAAGUCAGCCCUUGCAAGUUAUUUUUGAAAAGAAUAUGUGUUCUAAUACACUAGUCAUUCAGCCAAGAGUGCUUGCUGAGGCACUUGUUCUUUUUACAUCAAGUCAAGAAGAAGUUACUCUUGCUGUUACUCCACUCAGUGUUUGCCUUAAGAGUUCCAGUGAUGAACCAAUGGAUUUGACCAAUUCUGUGUACAGUGAAAUGUUUGUUGGUCCUGAUGAAUUUGACUUCUUUCAAAUUGGAGUUGAUACUGAAAUAACAUUUUGUUUCAAAGAAUUAAAGGGAAUGCUGAUAUUUUCAGAAGCUACACAUGCUCCUAUAGCCAUUCAUUUUGAUUUUCCUGGGAAACCCAUGUCUUUAAGUAUUGAGGAUAUGUUAUUGGAAGCUAACUUUAUCUUGGCUACAUUAGCUGAUGAGCCAAGUAGAGCAUCUUCUCCGCAAUCAUUGUGUCUUUCACAAAACCAAAAAAGGUCAGAUCUGAUGCACUCAACACACAACAAUUCAAAGGCUGGUAAAAAUGUAACCAGCAAGGCCCCAGGAUGUAUUUUGAGAAAAGCAGCACCCAAAAGGCUUUAUCCAAGUGAGACUCUCACAAACAUCUCUGCAUUGGAAAACUGUGGCAGCCCUACGAUGAAAAGAGCGAAUGGAGACAUUAGUGAAGUGCCAGAAAGCAGUGUCAGUGACACUGACAGGUGCCAGGGUCUCCUUACUUUUUUUUCCCUCCAAUUUUCUUGCAUGUUCUUUGGAGCAGUUUCUUCUGACCAGCGAGAACACUUCAACCACCCUUUUGACAGUCUGGCAACAGCAAGUGACAAUGAAGAAGAAGACAUGAAUAAUAUGUGA
Nyctereutes procyonoides (raccoon dog) is the source of this 1315-nucleotide messenger RNA. It is a transcript of the gene RAD9B, whose product is annotated as RAD9 checkpoint clamp component B. Bases 65 to 1315 code for a protein of 416 amino acids. Gene Ontology annotation, cellular component: checkpoint clamp complex. The record is from RefSeq and is a predicted model, not a curated record. Lineage: Eukaryota; Metazoa; Chordata; Mammalia; Carnivora; Canidae. The transcript has 12 exons. Gene Ontology annotation, biological process: cellular response to ionizing radiation; mitotic intra-S DNA damage checkpoint signaling; DNA replication checkpoint signaling.